This is a messenger RNA of Rotaria sp. Silwood2, 588 nucleotides long. NCBI's taxonomy places the organism in Eukaryota, Metazoa, Rotifera, Eurotatoria, Philodinida, Philodinidae. The record is from the annotation of a GenBank genome assembly.
AUGGCUGUAAUGCUACAAACCUUACAAUUACUUGUUCAGGGAGUAAAAAAUGGUAAUGAUGAUGACGACGGUAAUGAAGUGCACAAUGUUACAUGUGAUGUAUGUGAAAAUACUCCAAUACGUGGCGAUUAUUACAAAUGUUUGCAAUGUGAUAAUUUUGAUCUAUGUGCUGGAUGUUUUGAGCGUCGUAUGGAAUCUAAGCAACAUAAAAGUGGACAUUUACUUGUCCACUUUCGUAUACCAAACGAACUCUUCGGUCGAACUGUAACUUAUGACGAAAUUACCUUUGCGAAACUCAAACAAUUCUAUGCCAAAGAAGUAAACGAGUCGAUCACCUGUGAUGGAUGUAUGAAAUCGAACUUUGUUGGAUUACGUUUCAAAUGUGAUACGUGUCCAAAUUAUGACUUGUGUGAAAAAUGUUCCAUUACAUACGUCACGACAAAAGAUCAUAAGUUAAUGCAUCCACUGAUUUUGACUUCUCAUCGGGUAAUCGUACAGAUACCUGUGGAUGACAUUGAACUAGGUGAAGAAUUAGGAAGUGGUGCUUUCGGUAAUUGUUACUCAUUUUUUCAUCAUUUUGAUAUUUGA